Psammomys obesus (fat sand rat) is the source of this 799-nucleotide messenger RNA. RefSeq names its product propionyl-CoA carboxylase alpha chain, mitochondrial-like. Gene Ontology annotation, molecular function: propionyl-CoA carboxylase activity. The transcript is spliced from 4 exons. The record is from RefSeq and is a predicted model, not a curated record. NCBI's taxonomy places the organism in Eukaryota, Metazoa, Chordata, Mammalia, Rodentia, Muridae. Gene Ontology annotation, cellular component: mitochondrion. Bases 1 to 513 code for a protein of 170 amino acids.
AUGGCCAAGGUGCGCCUACUGAGGACUUUAGGAAAGGUUGGCCACCCACGCUCUGGAAGGCGCUGGACGGUGGCUCUCAGGUUGCAGCGGGCUCCAGAGGCUCCUGACGCUGCAAUGGUCCGCAUCAGGGUGCUCGUUACAUCUGAGGCCUGCUGGUCAUCUUCUCCUUGGGCCCAUGAGAAUAUAACUUCAUCAUUUAACUCCUUUCUGCUUUUCUCUUUCAAGUACAAAGUGCACAUUUUAACCAAACUUGCAGCAGAACUGAACAAAUUCAUGCUUGAAAAAGUGACUGAGGACACAAGCAGCAUUCUGCGCUCCCCAAUGCCCGGAGUGGUGGUGGCUGUCUCUGUCAAGCCUGGAGACAUGGUAGCAGAAGGUCAGGAAAUCUGUGUGAUUGAAGCUAUGAAAAUGCAGAACAGUAUGACAGCUGGGAAAAUGGGCAAGGUGAAACUGGUGCAUUGCAAAGCUGGAGACACAGUUGGCGAAGGAGAUUUGCUUGUGGAGCUGGAAUGAAGUAUUUCCAGCCUUUCAGUUAUCACCGCUUUAAUUAACAUUUCCGUUAUCCUCUAACCCUCAAACCCUCAAACCCUCAGUUUGCUCAAGCAUUCACAGGAGCACUCCUGUGCCACAGGUUCUACAGCAUUGGAUUUAGUUCUCAGAUGCGGCAAAACCGACACUCUGCCAAAAAAAUCACCAACGGAAAUUUUUAUUGAUAUAAAUACUUGUACAUAUGAUUUGUACUUCUGCUGAGAUUUCCUAGUGUCAAAAUUAAAUCAAUAAACCCAAGCAUUUGUCUAAA